This is a messenger RNA of Saccoglossus kowalevskii, 7228 nucleotides long. RefSeq names its product kinesin-like protein KIF13A. Gene Ontology annotation, molecular function: ATP binding; microtubule motor activity; microtubule binding. Gene Ontology annotation, biological process: microtubule-based movement. The record is from RefSeq and is a predicted model, not a curated record. NCBI's taxonomy places the organism in Eukaryota, Metazoa, Hemichordata, Enteropneusta, Harrimaniidae.
AUGACUCUGGUGUAUGUCAUCAGACUGGUGUAUGUCAUCAGACUCCGUGGUGUAUGUCAUCAGACUCGGUGGUGUGUGUCAUCAGACUCUGUGGUGUAUUUCAUCAGAUUCUGUGGUGUCUAUCAUCAGACUCUGUGGUGUAUUUCAUCAGACUCUGGUGUAUGUCAUCAGACUCUGUGGUGUAUGUCAUCAAACUCUGUGGUGUAUGUCAUCAGACUCUGUGGUGUAUGUCAUCAGACUCUGUGGUGUAUGUCAUCAGACUCUGUGGUGUAUUUCAUUAGACUCUGGUGUAUGUCAUCAGACUCUGGUGUAUGUCAUCAGACUCGGUGGUGUGUGUCAUCAGACUCUGUGGUGUAUUUCAUCAGAUUCUGUGGUGUCUAUUAUCAGACUCUGUGGUGUAUGUCAUCAGACUCUGUGGUGUAUGUCAUCAGACUCCGUGGUGUAUUUCAUCAGAUUCUGUGGUGUCUAUCAUCAGACUCUGUGGUGUAUGCCAUCAGACUCUGUGGUGUAUGUCAUCAGACUCUGUGGUGUAUUUCAUCAGAUUCUGUGGUGUCUAUCAUCAGACUCGGUGGUGUAUGUCAUCAGACUCUGGUGUAUGUCAUCAGACUGGUGUAUGUCAUCAGACUCCGUGGUGUAUGUCAUCAGACUCGGUGGUGUGUGUCAUCAGACUCUGUGGUGUAUUUCAUCAGAUUCUGUGGUGUCUAUCAUCAGACUCUGUGGUGUAUGUCAUCAGACUCUGUGGUGUAUGUCAUCAGACUCUGUGGUGUAUGUCAUCAGACUCUGUGGUGUAUUUCAUCAGAUUCUGUGGUGUCUAUCAUCAGACUCUGUGGUGUAUGUCAUCAGACUCUGUGGUGUAUGCCAUCAGACUCUGUGGUGUAUGCCAUCAGACUCUGUGGUGUAUGUCAUCAGACUCUGGUGUAUUUCAUCAGAUUCUGUGGUGUCUAUCAUCAGACUCUGAGGUGUAUGUCAUCAGACUCUGUGGUGUAUGUCAUCAGACUCGGUGGUGUGUGUCAUCAGACUCUGUGGUGUAUGUCAUCAGACUCUGUGGUGUAUGCCAUCAGACUCUGGUGUAUGUCAUCAGACUCUGUGGUGUAUGCCAUCAGACUCUGUGGUGAAAACCAGCAACAUUUAGAGAAGAUGGGAAUAUCUGUACAAACUAGUGGAAUUAAAGUAGAAAAAGAUAAAUGUUUUCUUGUUAAUUUAAAUGCAGAUCCAUCACUUAAUGAACUACUUGUAUAUUAUCUCAAGGAGCAUACAUUAGUUGGUAGACCUAGUGCUCCAUCUAAUCCAGAUAUUCAACUCAGUGGUUUGGGUAUACUAUCAGAACAUUGUAUAAUUGAUAUUGAAAAUGAUUACGAAGUGUUUGUAACGCCAAAAGAAGGAGCAAGGACGUGUGUAAAUGGUUCUCAGAUCUCAAGUAGAACUUCUUUAAAGCAUGGUGACAGGGUACUAUGGGGAAACAACCAUUUCUUUAGAAUUAAUUGUCCAAGACCGCCUGGUGUUGGAUCUAGUGGUGGUAAUACACCUGAAUCUGAAGUGCCUGUAGACUAUGACUUUGCACAGAGUGAAGUCAUGAUGAAAGAACUUGGUAAUGAUCCAAUACAGAAUGCCAUGAAGACGCUUGAAACGCAUCACAAAGAAGACAAAGACAAAGCAUUGGAAAGACAAAAAGAUAUGUAUGAAAGGCAACUUGAAAUGUUACGUAAUAAAUUAACUCCUACGCAAAAGCAGCAGUUAGAGCGGUUUGACAUAGCACAACUAAGUCCACAGUCAACAGAUUCUAAUGCUAUCAAUAUGCAGACCAAGUAUAUACAGUGGGAGGAAGAAAGGGAUGAGAUUUUUCGACAGAGUCUGUCCAAGCUUCGUGAGGAGGUAGUGAAAGCUAACGCCUUGGUUCGGGAGGCUAACUUUCUAGCAGAAGAGAUGGGUAAAAAGACAGAGUUUCAUGUGACAUUGCAGAUACCAGCCUCUAAUCUAACACCAAAUAGAAAGAGAGGUGCCAUUGUGAGUGAGCCAGCGAUUCAAGUAAGACGUAAAAGUAAAGGUACGCAGGUAUGGUCAAUGGAAAAGAUGAUAAAUAAAAUAAUUGAUAUGCGAGACAUGUAUGAAGAAAGGAAAGAACGUGGGCUACCACUCAAGGAUACUGGCGUUCCCAUAAGUGGUGAUCCGUUCUACGAAAGUCAAGAAAAUCAUAAUUUAAUUGGUGUUGCGAAUAUAUUUUUAGAAGUGUUAUUUCAUGAUGUGAGGAUAGAAUAUGCAGUGCCAAUUAUCAACCAGCAAGGAGAGGUGUCUGGUCGACUGCAUGUGGAAUUACAGCGUAUUAGUGGACCAUCACUGGACUGGACACCAGAUUCUGACUGUAGUACGGAUAGUGGAGGGUUUGAAGUACUUGGAGAAGUGGAACCUGAGGGACUAUCAAUAGGAUCACAGCUAACGUGCAGGUUGAAGAUAUCACAUGCCUCAGGACUGCCACCAAGUCUUGCUAACUUUGUCUUCUGUCAGUAUACAUUCUGGGGUGAAGAAGACUAUUGUGUUGUGCCUCCUGUUGUAAAACAAGUUACAACAAGAAGAAAGAUUCCUGAAUAUUCUAUGAAGUUUGACCAUGUCAGGGAAUACACUGUGAAUGUAACUGAGGAAUUCAUAGAACAUGCAUUAGAAGGUUCAUUAGCAGUAGAAGUAUGGGGACAUCGGAGUGCUGGAUUUGAUGCUAAGCCAUCUGGAUGGGAAGUUGAUAGCUUACAUGCAAAGUCACGGUCAUUAGCUGACAGGUGGGGUGAAUUAACACGAAAGAUAGAAUUAUGGCUGGAAGUGUUAGAACUGAAUGAACAAGGAGAAUAUUUUCCAGUUGAACUACAACCAAGGCCUGAGGUGCUAACUGGUGGUGUCUUCCAAUUAAGACAGGGUCAUUCUCGCAGGGUGUGUGUGAAAGUCAAACCUGUACAAGAUUCAGGCACAUUACCAUUAGUAUGUGAAGCCAUUACUGGCAUAUCUGUAGGCAGUAUUUGUGGUAGAUCCAAACUACAGAAGGGAUUGGAUAGCUACCAAGAUGAAGAUCUGACAAGGCUUAGAGAAAAAUGGUCAGAAGCUCUAAUGAGGAGAAGGGAAUACUUGGAUGAACAAAUACAUAAAAUAAUUAACAAAUCAGAAAAAAACGAUACUGAUGUUGAACGUGAAGCCAGUUUAAUUAAUCAGUGGGUGUCUCUAACUGAGGAGCGUAAUGCAGUGCUUGUACCAGCAGCUAACAGUGGUAUCCCUGGUGCCCCAGCAGAGUGGAAUCCACCAUUAGGAAUGGAAACACAUAUACCAGUCUUAUUUUUAGAUUUGAACGCUGAUGAAAUGGGCUCCACAUGUCUACUAGAUGGAGCUCAGCCUGCAGGUACAAACUCUAUUCUACCAAAAGAACAUGGAACCAAGUUUUAUAAUUUACCAAUUGUUAAAUACUGUGAUAAAGAUGUGAGUGCUGUUGCAUCAUGGGAUUCAUCAAUUCAUGACUCACUGAAUCUGAAUCGUGUUACUGGUACUAAUGAGAGAGUCUAUCUAAUAGUCAAAGUUGUAGCCAGACUGAGUCAUCCUGCUGCCAUGGAGAUGGUGCUACGGAAACGCAUCUGUGUCAAUAUUUAUAAGAAGCAGAGCUUUUCUUUUACCUUUCGAAAAAAGUUUUACCGAAUGCCGGAGUCGUGCCAUUCCUGUGGAGUUACAUAUGAAGUAGUUUCAAAUAUACCAAAGGCUUCUGAAGAUCCAGAGGACAGAGAAUCAUUAGCAUUAAUGGCUGCUUCAGGGGCAGAUGAAGGAGGAACUGCGGAUGGGGAGACAUACAUAGAGAAAUAUACCAAAGGAGUAUCAGCUGUGGAGAGUAUACUAGCCUUAGACAGAUUGAGACAAGAAGUCGUUAUUAAAGAAAAACUAGCAGCUCAAGGAAGACCCUUGAGAAAGACUGCUAGUGUUCCAAAUAUACAAGGUGCCUUAUCUAGAAGUAUGGAUGCCAGAUUUGAUAUAAUUGAUGAAGAUUUUCGGAUGCCCCGAUCCGAAAGUCUCUACAGCUAUUUGAAUUCCAGUCAGCAAUCAGCAACUCUACCAUCAUACACGCUACAUAAUCCACAGCCGAACCCGGAGCUCUUCUCCUUUUUCCGUGGAAGGAGUAAAUCUGAGGCAUAUGAUGGUCAGUUGAUGUAUGGAUCAGCUGGGAGUUUGAUUCACCCAGGCAGUCCUGGAAUGGCCAUGUACACAAGUAGUCCUAAAUCUAUUAGUCCCAGUCCUUCAAAGUAUAGUCACCACUAUCUAGGCCCUGUCAAAGAAGAAAAAUCCAAAGAAUCAAUGGUGGAAAAUUCUAAUUUGAACCUUUAUGAUGAUGAUGACAGUUGUUCACUUAGUCCUAAGGCCAUAGCCAUUCCAAGAACCUCACCCAGCCAUUCAAGGGAAUCACCCAGUAGAUCGCUUGACUCACCCAUACAAUCCUUAGAAUUAGAAAAGGAAUCUAGUUUGCAGAAAACUUUCACAAUGUCAUUAGAAAAUGAUAAUAUUUCAAAUUCAUCUUGUCAAUCAAAUGUACAGUCAAUUGUAAUGUCCUCUAAUACAGAUGUAGAUUCAUUUGGUAACCAAGAUACGGAGACACACAGACCUUUAAGUAUGGUGUCUAGUGGCUAUAGCUCUAAUCUAACUCUUACAGAGGACACACUUAGUAUUCACAGCUAUGAUGAAGGACCUGAUCACAAAGUGAAUUCUAACAAGUCAACUGAGGAAGAAAUAAAAUCGCCGUUCAGUGACGAAGAAGAUGGUAACACAUCCACAUUGACAGAAGAAAGAUUACAAAAAGUACUUAAUGAAGAUGCAAAUGAGAAAAUAAAUGAUGAUGAUAAGAAAGAUGUUUCUGUGGAAACAAGUUUGAAAACUAAUAGUGAAGGUCAUUCAGCAUGCAAAAAAGUACAAGUAAGUGAUUUACUCCAUAGGGCAGAGAAAUAUAAUUCUGAAAAUCUGGAUAUGAAAGAAGAUGAGCCAAUUGAGAUAACUACGUCUGUUGCCAUGGUAAUGAACAAAAAUAAUGUAACCGAAUGCAUAGAGAAAAAAAUGUCUGAUAUCAGUAAUGAUGUUGACAAGUUGGGAGAAAAGAAAAAUGCAUUGGUUACUAUGGCAAUGGAUACCUAUGCAGAGGAACAUUGUGAUGUGGUUUUAGCCACUUCUGAUUCCACAAGUGUUUCUAUAGAAACUAAUUCAGUAUCCUUGGAGAUAUCAGAGCUAAAAGCAGAUGAUGACAACUUUGCAGACAUCAGUGGACUGGAACCAUUGCUUAUUAUUGAAGAUGAAAAUGAAAACAAUAGUACUUCACACCUUCUUGAGAAAGAAAAAAGUAUCACCACAAAAAUAAAUGAUUUGCAGGAGAUCAAAGUAGAACAGCAAAGUUUAGAAAUUAUUGAGUCAUUCAAACUUGACCAGACUGUAGUAACCCCAACAAAUGAGUUUGAGCUUCAUAUUAGUGAAGAUGAAAAACUGAUAUUGACUGAAAAUGAUGCAGAAAGUCGUCUUUCCAGUGUCAGUGGUAUGCAUGCGUUAGAGGAUGACAUGUCUGACGAUAGUCUGAGUAUGUGUUCGUUUGAUAGUCGACAGGAUGGUGACAGGAGGCACGAUAUACCCUUACCAGCGUGGCUAAAGAUCAGUCAACAUGUAUCAAUUGGUACUUCUAGAACUGGUGUAGUUAAAUUUAUCGGCAAUACUACUUUCAAAAGUGGUACUUGGGUUGGUGUUAAACUGGACACCCCGACUGGUAAAAACAAUGGUCAAGUUGAUGGUGUUCAUUAUUUUCGCUGCCCACCUAAACAUGGCAUCUUUGUGAGACCAGAUAAACUGAAGCAAAUCAACAAACCAACACCAUCUAAAACCAAAAUGAUCCCAGCACGGCCUAGUCCACAAUCCAGCAAAGUUUCCAGCCCAAAUGCAAGUCCUAUCAGACACCAUAUGAUGAGUGGAAGUGGAGGAUCUAGUCCUCAUUCUAGUCCUGUUGGAAGCCCUUGUGUGACCAGGAAUAUGAAAACUAUCAGGAAAUAACUGACAAUCAAUGAACUUUGUAAUCUAAGGAGUCUUGUUGCUCUGACAGUCAAUCAGCCCUGGAAUCUAGUGAUUCUCCAAGUCUUAUUGGUUUGACAGUCAAGUCCUGUUUUCAGAUAAGUUGUGGAAACUAUGGUUACUAUGGAGUGUAUUAUGUAAAUAAUUGAAAGUUUAGCAAGAAGACUGAAAUCAAUGAAACGCUAUUUUAUUGCUACAUCUACAUGAAGAUAUUUACAGAUCACGGAUCAAAACAGUCACUAUGUACACAAAUGUUGAAUCAUUUCAGUUUGGCUAGUGAAUAAUUUUUAUUUCCUUAUUUCCUAUUUAUUAUGUCUACUGCCCAUAAAGUUCUCAUUGCUGCCAUAUGGUUUACAUUGCACCUCACCUCAAGUCUUACAACCCUCACCUUGCAACUCAAAACCCAUAAUCCACAUCUCCCAAACUGCUACUCACAAUCCAUAAUCCACACCUCGUAACUCUCAGUCUACACCCGAACCUACUCCUUGUAAUUCUCAGUCUACACCCGAACCUACUCCUUGUAACUCUCAGUCUACACCCGAACCUACUCCUUGUAACUCUCAGUCUACACCCGAACCUACUCCUUGUAACUCUCAGUCUACACCCGAACCUACUCCUUGUAACUCUCAGUCUACACCCGAACCUACUCCUUGUAACUCUCAGUCUACACCCGAACCUACUCCUUGUAACUCUCAGUCUACACCCGAACCUACUCCUUGUAACUCUCAGUCUACACCCGAACCUACUCCUUGUAACUCUCAGUCUACACCCGAACCUACUCCUUGUAACUCUCAGUCUACACCCGAACCUACUCCUUGUAACUCUCAGUCUACACCCGAACCUACUCCUUGUACUUCAUCACUUCACUGAAAUUUCCAAUCUACAUCUCACAACCCACAACAAGCACCUCACUACACACACCUUGCAGUCCAUGGCAUGCAACCAUCACCUCACAUCUUGCAACCCCACCUCGCUACACACACCUAAAAACACACCUAAACCCCAUGGCCUACUACCAACACCUCAGCUGACAACCCUCAACUUCCUACCAACACAUUAAUCCACACCUUACAACCCAUGGCAUGCACCCUCAACCCAUACCUCAACCUACAUUUUGCAACCCAGGACCUCAACUCACAGUUGACAAUAAUAAAAAUACAGUUUACACCAU